AUGGAAGCCAAGACGAAAGCCCAAGACGGUUCUCUGCCAUCGACUAGCGAGAAGUCCACGCUGGUGCGCUACUUGGAAAAGAUGGACUUUCAACCUGCGGAGUCUCGUGCUCGCAAAACCGCCGUCACCAAGGCCCAUCACCUUAAAGGCGAUGAGAUUUUCCUCUUCAGUGAUCUUACCCGAGACUUCUUCAAAGCAGUCUUCAAUAAGUGGGAUAGCGGCUGCGUGGUGGCUCCUCUCAAGAAGAAGCCAAAGAUCGAGAAAGAAGACAAGGGCAUCAUCGUCGGAGAAUGGUCAAAAGAUCUCGAAGAGUCGCGUGCCUCCAAGCUAAAGCGCAAGAAAGAGGGCAAAGACGAGUCGGAGAUCAAAUACCUCCCUGGUAUGACACAGAAGAAGGCCGAGAUUCGGUGCAUCCAUCUCUACGACCAGGCUGAGAUCAUGCGGAUCGAUACGUACAACAAGAACGUUCUCGCCACUUUGGCCCGCAUAAGUAUUGUGGAAUUUUCGGAGAAUGGGAAUUCCGAGGACAUGCCCGUCCCCGUGGUCAACCUAGAUCACUUGAUUCACGACCGCCUCGCCCAACGAAAAUACGUGAAGCAGCAUCUGAUCCAGGACACGGUGGAGCAUCUUGAGCGCUUUACUGGUGUCUUCGGGGACAACUGGGAAGAAAUUCUCUUUCCCAGGAUCCUCGGAGAUAACUGGAAAGAGAAGCUCUUUGCCAGGGUCUUCGAGGGUAGCUCGAAAGAGUUGCCCUGUGCAAGCCCCUCAUCCUCUUGA
Fusarium keratoplasticum is the source of this 777-nucleotide messenger RNA. RefSeq lists its product as uncharacterized. The record is from RefSeq and is a predicted model, not a curated record. The coding region runs from base 1 to 777 and encodes 258 amino acids. NCBI's taxonomy places the organism in Eukaryota, Fungi, Ascomycota, Sordariomycetes, Hypocreales, Nectriaceae. The transcript has 3 exons.